CCGUAUGACGUAACGCUAUAAAAGAGUGCGCGGUCUUGAGGCCGCCGCUAUACUGUUUCCGCACGGCCGGCCAUCGCGUCCUCACACACGGGACCAAGGACGCGGGCGGAACUCCCGCUCAGGACUCAGUGACCACUAGUUCAACACAAGAUACGAGAUGAGAUCGUUAUUUCUAUUAGCGGCGGUGUGCUGCCUAGUGUUGUCGGCGUAUGCCAGCCCUGUCUCCAGGGUGGAGGCUGAGGACACGAAGGAGGAGGCAGUGGCGCGCCAGGCGGCCCCGGCGCCCGCGGCGUCUGACGAUGAUGAUGACGACGACGACGACGAUGAUGACGAUGAUGAUGAUGACGAUGUCGGCGAUAUAGUUGCAGGCGAUGACGAUGACGAUGAUGAUGACGAUGAGGAAGCGGACUCGGAGGGCGGCGACUACGACUACGACCUCGAGAGGCUGCUCGAGGGUCUCGGCCUCGUCGACGAGGACGAUGACGACGAUGAUGACGACUCCCCGGCAGCCGCGCAGCCCGUGGUGGCCGCCGCUGACACAGUAGCCGCCGCGCCCGCACCCGCGCCCGCCGCCGCCGCCGCCGCCGCCGCCUCGUCCGCCGAGGAGGGCGCCGCCGCCGCCGAGGGCGAGGUGGAGGCCGACGCCGAGGUCGCGGAGGGCGAGGAGCCGGAGACCGUGCAGAAAGACCCCGCCAGCGCCGAGGCCGAGGCCGCGCCCGCCGUCAGCUCCGACGCCGCGCCCGCCGCCGAUGACUCUGACGCGGAUGAUGAUGACGAUGACGACGACGAGGACGUAGACAUCGGAGUCGACGACGACGACGACGACGAUGAUGAUGACGAUGACGACGAUGACGAGGAUGACGACGAUGACGAUGACGACGAACUGCUCGGAAGGAAACACUUGGAAAAGCAAAAACGCGCGCUCGAAGAGACGACAACGAAGAAGCCGGCCGUCCCCACGAUCUACAUCGCCAAGUACAACAAGUUCGUGGACAACAUCCUCGAGAAGAUGAACGACAUCCUGCGCAAGUCGUAUGACCCCGUGAGUGUGAAGCUGCAGCCUAUUGAUGCGACUAAGAAGCGGUCGAAGCCGAAGAAGAACAAGAAUAAGAACAACAAGAAGAAGGCCGCCAACAAGAAGAAGGAAGCAGCACGCGCCGAGCUCGAAGCCAAAAACAAGGACAAAAUCCCAACAGAAGCCGAAAAAGCUGAGAAACUCGAACAAGCAACCACCGAACCAGGCAACAACAAAGUCAGAGAUCAACUAACAACCCCCGAAGUAGCAUCAGAGGCUAGAGCCACUAAGCAGAAACCUGAGACUAUUAAACCCAAACCUUCUAAGGCUAAGCCUACUAAGGCCCCGGCUAAGAGCACUACUAAGGCUCCUACUAAAACGAAGGCACCGGCUAAAUCUACUAAGAAACCUGUUGCUACUAACAACAAAGUGAAAGCUGGUUCAGAGAAGAGUAAGCCGAGGGCUAAAGGAACUCUAUACGGAUUGUCUUCGUUAAGGAGAACCGGUGACGUGGCCGUCAACAUUCUCUCCGACCACACAACUGUCAAGAGCCAUUUUGCUGUUGGACCUCUCAUUCUUAGAGUCGAGAAGGAGGUUGGUCGCGAUGGCAAGAAAGAGGUGAAAUCCGCGACGGCCACCACUGCGGAAAUGAUGGGAAAGCUGACACUCAGAGUCAACGACCAGGGCAUAGCUACUUUACAUUCCAUCAAAGUUUUGCAGCCCAAACAGGUCCGAGUCGACAGCAACCACGAGCGCACCCGGGAGCUGGCGUGGCAGCGGAGCGCGCGCAUCGCUCACCUAGUGUCGGAGAAGCUGAAGGCUGCCUCCAAACCCAUGUUCAGCCAUCCCGCACUAGCCUAAAGACCGACCAGGAAUGAGGAAUAGUGUAGCAGAUUCUGAAGCAAUACAUAGCUAUAUAGGUUGAUAAUGUUGAGUCCUCAAUUCGGAAAUAGGGCUGUUUAGGCAGCAUCCCAUUGUUGAAGCUUUUAAAAGGUUAGAAAUUAGGUUUGAAAACUUUGAUCAGCCCCAGUAUAUUUAGUAUCAUGUUCAUGAUAUAGAUUAAAUAAUUACAUAUUUUAUCUUGUGGGAUUAUAGGUAAAUUCAUCAAAGAAGACAAACUCGUGUAAAUGAUGCAUAAUGAUUACUUUUCUUAUAAUAUUCAGUAGGUAGUUGUUAAGGUUUUAAGCAGAGUUUUAGAUAACGAAUAAUAUUCUAAUGUUUUUAUUUAUUGAAAUUCAGACUGAUUUUGAACAUUCUAAUUUUAUUGUUAGGUUGUUAUUGUAAUAUUCAGAUCUACAUACUUAUUUUAAUGUCAUACAUGGUUACGAUACGAGUAUAUUUAAAGGGUUUUGAUAAUAUUAUGAUACUCAUAAUUUAUCUAGUGUCACGGUGCAUUUGUUACAAUGUACAUAAAUAAUGGUGCUAAGUAGGUGUAUGAGAGAGUAUUGCAUUUAUUAGUAUAGGUUCUUAAAUUAUUUACAUUUUAAAAUAUAAACUUUUUAAAUAUA
Messenger RNA from Plutella xylostella (diamondback moth), 2523 nucleotides. RefSeq lists its product as uncharacterized. NCBI's taxonomy places the organism in Eukaryota, Metazoa, Arthropoda, Insecta, Lepidoptera, Plutellidae. The record is from RefSeq and is a predicted model, not a curated record.